AUGGCUCGCCCCGCCUGUCCAGUGUGUGGGGAUGCAGCCGUGAUCGAGUACGACUCAGCAGCGGGCAACGCCGUCUGCACCACCUGCGGAUAUGUGGUCGAUGAAAAUACGAUCGUCUCCGAGGUCACCUUUGGAGAAUCGUCAAAUGGAGCGGCAGUGCUACAGGGCAGCUCAUUGGGUGCUACCGACUUGAGAGCAAGGAUCGGCGGCCCUCGUGGUAGGCCCCAGCCAUCGGCGGAAUCUCGCGCCGAGACUCUCGCUCAAGGGAUGAGGAAACUCACAUACAUGGCUCACGGUUUGAGGUUGGGUGACUCAAUCGCCGAAUCAGCGCAUCGCUUUUACACUCUCGCCGUUUCCAAUGGAUUUGUCACCGGGCGACGAAGUCCCUAUGUUUUGGCCAGUUGCAUCUACGUAGCCUGUCGAUUAGCCAAAUUACCGACCAUGUUGAUCGACAUCAGUGAUAUAUUACAGGUCAAUGUCUUUGUCGUUGGAGGUACCUACUUGAAACUCGUGAAACAGCUCUGUUUACAAAACAUUCCACUCGUAGAUCCCUCCUUGUACAUCUCUCGCUUUGCAUCUCUCCUAGAAUUCGGUGAAGACACAAACAGGGUAGCGGCCGACGCUGCAAGGUUGGUGAAACGAUUCGACACGGAUUGGAUGACAGCCGGUCGACGACCCGCAGGUAUCGCGGGCGCGAGCUUAUUGAUAGCCGCACGGAUGAAUGGUUUCCGAAGAAGCGUACUCGAGAUCGUUCAAGUGGUCAAGAUGGCCGAUGUGACGAUCAAGAAAAGACUGGAAGAGUUCCGGGUCACAGCAUCUGGAAAAAUGACGAUCGAAGAAUUCCGCAACGUCUGGUUGGAAGAAGCUGAAAAUCCACCGGCACUCAAGAAGAACAGACGCAAGGAACGAAAGAAGGAUAUGGUGGAUGAUGAUGAUCAAGCUUCAGUGAUCACUCAGUCUAUCGAGCCUCCUCCUCAAAGUCCGGCCCCAAAAGAUAUAUCUUCAAAACAAGGAACUUCAUCGGUCGUCACUCAACUCAAUACUCUCAAGAGAAAAGCUCCUGAUGACGAAACUCCAGCAAAGGAGACUUGGGGUGGAUCGAUUGCUGAUUCUGAAACAGAGAUCGAAAUACACGAUUUCAAAGAUACCGACCAGAAUUCGAAUGGUGGAUCUGACUGGUACGAAAAUCAGCUCGAGCAGGUAAUCGCGCAGGAAGUCGAAUCACAUUUGAUCUCUGGUACCGUCUCCGCCUUACAAACUGAACUUGACGAGAAAGAACGACUCCAAAAGGAAGCAGCUCAAAGGCUAGAGGACGCCAGACUAGAUGACUUGGAUGACGAAGAAUUGGAUCAAUUCAUCCUGAGCGAAAAGGAGGUCGAGAUGAAAACUAGGGUCUGGAUGGAACUCAAUCGAGAAUACUUGGAAAAAGUUGCUCAGAAGAAGGAACGAGAAGCCAAUGGUGAAAUAAAAGUAGCCAAGAAGUAUAACAAAACGAAAUCGAAGCCGAGAGACUCGGAGAAUCCGGCCGGUUCGACAGUUGAAGAAUCAGUCAAAAACAUGAUCAACUCGAAGAAGAAAUUGAGUUCGAAGAUCAACUAUGACAUAGCCAACAGCUUGUUCGGAAAAGCGGGAUCAUCAUCAUCGCCAUCGCAGCCGACUUCAAAGGCGAAGUUGAAGCCGGCAGGCAAGCGCUCCCAAUCCAUUGCCGCUCCCGCCCACGGAUCGCUGCUCAAUUCAAGCAAACCAGCCGCUGCUCCCCAGGAUGAUGAUGAUGAUGACGACGAUGAUGAUCAAGUAGAAGAAGAAGAGGAACUCGUCCAUGACGCUGAAUUCGCAAUGUUGAAACGUGACAAUAUGAUGAGAGACGAUGACGAGUUUGAAGGGUGGGGUGAAGAGGCUUAA
Molecule: messenger RNA, 1902 nt
Organism: Puccinia triticina
Lineage: Eukaryota; Fungi; Basidiomycota; Pucciniomycetes; Pucciniales; Pucciniaceae
Exons: 6
Coding region: 1-1902 (633 amino acids)
Biological process (GO): DNA-templated transcription initiation; transcription by RNA polymerase III; transcription preinitiation complex assembly
Cellular component (GO): transcription preinitiation complex; transcription factor TFIIIB complex; nucleus
Molecular function (GO): TBP-class protein binding; RNA polymerase III general transcription initiation factor activity; RNA polymerase III type 3 promoter sequence-specific DNA binding
Source: RefSeq, a predicted model, not a curated record